Messenger RNA from Trichoderma virens Gv29-8, 675 nucleotides. RefSeq lists its product as uncharacterized. The record is from RefSeq and is a predicted model, not a curated record. Bases 1 to 675 code for a protein of 224 amino acids. Gene Ontology annotation, cellular component: membrane. The transcript is spliced from 3 exons. Lineage: Eukaryota; Fungi; Ascomycota; Sordariomycetes; Hypocreales; Hypocreaceae.
AUGCCUGACAAGGUCUUCCUCGCCACCCUCCUGGCCGACCUGCUCUUCCUCGCCUCCGGCGCAAUGGAGCUCGGCUUCUCCAUCGCCGCCAUGAACCUCCAGGACAAGGCUCCCACCGACGGCCAGGACGCCACGCGCCACCUCAUCUACCAGCGCUUCCCCCUCACCGUCGGCAUCGUCAACGCAGUCUUCGUCCUCGUCACCUUCGUCUUCACCAUCCCCGCCCUGGCCCUCGUCAAGCGCAACCUGCUCAAGAUCAGCGGCUACAUGAUCACCGUCUGCGGCGUCUUCACGCUCGCCGUGGGCUUGUACCUCUGGAUCAUGACGUUGAGGCUCAAGGAGACCUUUGAGCCUAUUUACGCGGCGCAGGAUUCGUCAGUUCAGUCGUUGAUGCAAACUUCGUUCAACUGCUGCGGCUACCUCAACAGCACAUCUCCCGCCUUCGUCACAGACAGCGUUUGCCCCAGCCCUGCCGCGGCUGCUCUUCUCCGGGGAUGCUCCACCAACAUGGCCAGUUUCGCCAACGCCUUCAUCAACGACCUGUUUACCGCCGUCUUCGGCAUGGUCGGCGUCGAUGCCCUCCUCGUCCUUGCCAUCGCCUGUCUCCUCAAAGAGCGCAAGGAAAAGGAGCGCUACUACAUCAUCGAUCAGAAGCGAGACUACGGCCGUCUGUAA